AUGUGGGGCCGGCAGGACACCCACCUGUACUUGGCCGACAUGGCGUCAUGCCAAUGCAACCAGCAUUUGGCAAACAGCGGUGUCCUACUGGUCGACCGAACGGACAAGCUGGCGUCCGAAUCUGCAUUGCGGAAAGUCCAGCGGUUCCUUUUGCACUGUGGUUACAACCGUGGCAACAAGAAGGGGAAAAAGUCCCUGGCGUUGACUGAAAAGAACACCUUGCUGCGUGACCUAUAUGUCAGACGUAUGUGCGUGGCCACACAACAUAUCGAUCCACGCAACCGCAGAACAGUUUUCUACACAGACGAAAGCUUUGUUCAUCAUCACUACAACAAAAAUGACAUUUCCCUGCAUGACCCUACCGACGAGUUGGAUAUUCAUCAUUCCAACUUGCAGCCUAUCGAGGUUGUGUGGGCUAUCAUAAAAGGAAACGUCGGAAGACGGUAUCAAGACGACACAACAUUUCAGGAAGUUGGCCAGCGGUUGGAUGCAGCGUGCGCCAACUUGACGUCGCACUCUAUCUUUGGUUACAUUCGAAAGGCGGAGUACGACCUGUUAGAUCUACAUAGACAUGUGUCAUAUAUUGACGACGACAACUACCAAGAGGACAAUGAAGUGGCAGGCGACGGAUCGGACGGUACCGUGUCCAGUUCGGCUUCUCAAGACUCAGCCAACGAUGCUGGAUUUUAG
Messenger RNA from Aphanomyces astaci, 690 nucleotides. RefSeq lists its product as hypothetical. The transcript is spliced from 2 exons. Lineage: Eukaryota; Oomycota; Saprolegniomycetes; Saprolegniales; Verrucalvaceae. Bases 1 to 690 code for a protein of 229 amino acids. The record is from RefSeq and is a predicted model, not a curated record.